GGUUGCGUUUUAGAUCAAGCGCAUUCUAUUGGUCUAAGCAUGUUGCUAGGUUAAAAUUCGUUCCCGCAGUAGGUUCUAGAAUAACGAGCGUGACUUCAAAGCAAACAGAAGGAUUUCAGGUGGUCCUGAUUUCGAGGUCAUGGCUGUCCCGCAUUUCAGUAGACAUCGCUUCAGACGAAUGAUUGCAUGUAUAACUCUUCUACAUGUGGCGGGCAGUGAGGAAGCGGACCGAAGGCCAUUUUUUAUUAUAGGCCAUAUGGCGAACUCCAUAGCAGACGCAGAAACACUCAUGACGAAAGGCGCCAACUCACUCGAGGUGGACGUUCGGUUCUCAAACAACGGCACAGCGAGCCGCGUCUACCACGGAUUUCCCUGUGACUGCUUGCGCAAGUGCGAUGGCGAGACACCCUUCACGGACUAUUUGGACUACAUCCGCAGUGUGACCAGCGUUGAUGGGGCGAAGUACAAGGACAAACUGCUGUUGCUGUAUCUUGAUUUGAAGACGUCAGACAUUGCUGAUAACCGGAAGUAUGACGCUGGGACAGACGUCGCUAACAAGCUUAUUCGACAUCUGUGGGUAAAUGUUUCAGACACCAGUGCUCUCAACGUGCUGCUGUACGUAAGCAGCACUGAUGACAGCGAACUCUUUCAUGGGGCCUUAGACACGUUGGCCAAACAGGAAGACGCAGAGCACUGGAUCGAACUAGUUGGGUUUGAUUUUGGCACGUACCGACACCCGGAUGAAAUUAGCAAAGCAUUCGUCCAGCUAGAUAUCAACGGCCACUGCUGGCAAGGUGGCGGAAUUACCAACUGCCUCGUGAAUUUCCUGGGGAACUUCCAGCUGCCGGGAAUUGUGGCGGCCCGUGACGGCGAUGGCUACGUCGACAAAGCUUACGCGUGGACAGUCGACGACUCUCCUACUAUCAUACGCUUCAUCAAGAUUGGCAUCGAUGGAAUGAUCACGAAUAGACCGGACAAUGUGCUCAAAGUCAUCGGAAAAAGCGACAUCGCCCCUCUGGUGCGACCGGCAGGACCAGAAGACAGUCCCUGGAGUCGCAUACGAGUCAAGUAAUAAGCUGCAAAGAAAUCAUGUUGUGAUUUACGGCACUCUAUUGCCCUUGGUAAAUCUAACAAAGUAUAUCCCUGGGAAUGUGUAUCGUAUUAUGUUAGUUCCGGGAUCAUGCGCUAUUGACUGUAGGAGGGAGCGAAAAGAAAAGGUGAGAGGCAGAGAUGUUAACCAGAUUAAGAGUCCGGUUGGCUUCCCUGCACAGGCGUAUUAGGUAACGGGAAGAAAAGAUAAAACAAGAGAAGAAUAAAAAAAAGGAAUGCAACCAUUCAAACAUUCUUUUGAUUUUCCUUGAGUCAGGUUUCUUUUUAAAAACACACUAACACUUUUAAAGCAGUUAUAUCUCAGUUGUAUCUAAGCAGUUGUAAUUUUAAAGCAAACUGUAUCUGAGCAAGGCUAUAAAUAAUGCAUGGUACAGCUGUAGCUUCAAUCGCACAGAUGCGCCCCAAGGUUUUACUAUUGGUUGGAAUAUUUAUAAGGCUUGGAAGCCGCAGAAGUGUUGAGGAUAAAUACAAAUACAAAUACAAAUACCUUUAUUUCAACAUCAGGGAUGUUAGGGGUGCACCCAAAAAGCCUAUGACUGGCUUGACAGGGGGGCGCACCCCCGUACAUAAAAACCGGCAGCAACAGAACACGGACAGAACAAUAGUAAUAAAAAUAGACUACAGUGCAUAGGUAAACAUCAUAUUCAAUAAAUAUUAGUGAACAUCCUCUUGCAAUAACAAAUAAAUGAAGGCGGUAGAAUUCACACGAAACGCUCAGGAACACUAAAGAAUGCAAAACGAAGAAUAACAAUAAGAGAAGAAAGAAUAGGAAGGAGGCGCAAACUUGCAGUAAAAAACACCCGUAUCGUUAGGUUUUCAGUGUUCAUUGCGCCGAUUAAGAAGAGUUGGAAUUAUAUGUCGGAGCAUUUGAAGACCGUAAUUAGUACGAAAGGAUGGCACAUGCCAGACGUCGUUGUUACGUGUUGGGUAGUAAUUAGCUUUGGGCCGUAAGUUAGCUGUGUCAUGAAAGAAUGCGUCAUGAUUUUUCCGUUUUCUUUCAUAUCGUUUACUUAGCAAUAAAUUAUAUACGUCAUUAAUUGGUGUUACUUUUAAUGAUGCGGAAAGAGGUUGAGUGUGAGCAGUAAACGGGGCAUUCGCAAUGAUACGAAUGACCUUUUUCUGUAUUUGCUGUAACCUAUAUGUAUUUGACCAUAUUGUUGUACCCCACACCAGAUGACAAUAUGAAAGGUUAGAUAAAAAUAGUGCAUUAUAAACUAAAAGUCUAACACUCAGAGGUAGUAGAGAGCGGACUCUGUAUAACAUGCCUGUGCAUUUUGAAAGUUUUUUAACCAGAUUGUCGAUGUGCAUGUCCCAUGAAAGAUUGCACUGCAGUGUCACACCUAGACACUUUACUGACUCCGCUAUUUCAAUGCUUUGAAAACCAAGCGUUAGUGUAGGUAAGUGUUCGAGUGGUUUGUUCUUAGGUUUCAAAAGUACAGCUUUAGUUUUGGUAGCGUUAAUUUUCAAUAAAGAUUCAGUACUCCAUUCGACCAAUUCGCGCAGAGUUUCAUUAGCGUUUAAUGCCAAGUCAUUAAGUGUUUUAGCCCUAAAAAAUAUGCUGACAUCAUCUGCAUACAUUACACAUUUAGCGCUGUUGUCAAUAUUCACAAUGUCGUUAAUUUAGAUGUUAAAGAGUGUAGGUCCGAGAAUACUGCCUUGCCAGAAUGAAUACUGCCAGAAUGAAUGGAUCUAA
Dermacentor andersoni is the source of this 2803-nucleotide messenger RNA. RefSeq names its product dermonecrotic toxin SPH-like. Gene Ontology annotation, molecular function: phosphoric diester hydrolase activity. NCBI's taxonomy places the organism in Eukaryota, Metazoa, Arthropoda, Arachnida, Ixodida, Ixodidae. The record is from RefSeq and is a predicted model, not a curated record. Gene Ontology annotation, biological process: lipid metabolic process.